AUGAGGGUGUGGGCGAAACUCAGACAGGAAUAUAGCAGCGAGCAAGAUCUGAACUCUGCAAUCUCCGCCUUCCUGUCAAAUUGUGAGGAUCACCAACUGUUCCGGUUGACAAGAUUCUACACGGAGCGACUGGAGCAGGCGAUUGAGGCGGGUGUGGAAGGAGUCGGCUUCCUGUUAACACAUGAUCAUCAUUUCAAUGAGCGGGAGUAUCACAGCGUGACUGAGCUCGCGGAGAAGGGAAACCGAGCGGGCGCUUCCAAACUCCUCCUGGAUCUGGUGAUGGAGAAGGGCACCGGAGCCCGGAGGGUGAUGUGGGAAUCCUUUGUGAAACUACACCAUCAUUUACCGAAGCUGAGCAGAAUAUUGAAUGAAAUACGGGAACGUGGUGACGGCCAGUUCGCCUACAUGGACACUGAGCGGGGUUUAUCUGAAGUGCCCGCGCGUCUGAAAGAUGUUCGACAGAAACACAUGGAGACUCUGCGGGAACAAACUGAAAAACUAAGAGUGAACACGAUCCUGAUGAGAGAGAAGGUGAAGGUUUUCCAGCUGGUCGAUCGAUACGCUGAGCUCACGGUCAUUUCCACUGUUCGAGAUCGGACACUGGUGGAACAUGAGCUGCUGGCAAGAGGCAGAGACCACGAGGAGUGGAGACAGAAACAUCUCUGCAAAGACUUGGAGAAACUCCACAUUGCUCAUCUGUUUCAGAAUCGUUACUCACAUAGUUUUCGGGAAGAAAUGAAAAGAACCUCAGGAUGUUCGGCAGCAGUGGCCGGAGUCCCGGGGAUCGGGAAAACAACAAUGGUACAAAAGAUUGUUUAUGACUGGUCCACAGGGAAAAUAUACGAGCAAUUCCAUUUUGUAUUCGUUUUCAAAUUCCGAGAUUUCAACUCCAUUAACUGCAGAAUAAAUCUGAGGGAAUUGAUUCUGGAUCAAUAUCCUUACUUUGGGAAUGUUCUGAGAGAGGUGUGGAAGAACCCAGAGGGCUUAUUGUUUAUUUUUGAUGGUUUAGAUGAAUUCAAACACAGAAUCGAUUUUGCUGACAGUCGGAGAGACACAGAACCCAAGCACCAGUGCCCAGAUCCCGAGUGGUGGUGUGAAGUGUCGGACAUUGUGUACAGUUUAAUCCAACACAAGCUGCUCCCAGGGUGUUCAGUGCUGGUGACCACCCGCCCUACUGCGUUACAUUUAUUGGAAAAGUCAGAGAUCAGCAUCUGGGCUGAAAUCCUGGGAUUUGUUGGUGAGGAACGGAAGGAAUAUUUCAUCAGAUAUUUUGAUGAUCAGACGGUGGCAGAAGCUGUUUUCAAACACGUGAAGGAGAACGAGAUCCUAUACACCAUGAGCUACAACCCCUCCUACUGCUGGAUCCUCGCUCUGGCACUGGGCCCCUUUUUCUCACAAAGAGUCAGUGACCCGCAGCGAGUUCCCAAGAACAUCACCCAACUCUAUUCCUACUAUAUCUACAAUAUCCUGAAAAACCACGGCCGUGAAAUUGAGAACCCCCGUGAAGUGUUACUCAGGGUUGGUCAGAUGGCCUUCAGAGGAGUGUCCGAGAAGAAGAUUGUGUUUACGGGUGAAGAUUUGAUCAACUACAAUCUGCAGCCUUCCCAGUUCCUGUCCGGGUUCCUGAUGGAGCUUUUGGAGAGAGAAAAUUCUGCCCGGAGCGUGGUGUACACAUUCCCACACCUCACCAUCCAAGAGUUUGUAGCUGCAGUCGCACAAUUCCUGACUCUACAUCCCGGCGAUAUACUGAAAUUCCUCACUGAAACCCACAACACGACAGAUGGGCGAUUUCAGGUAUUUCUCCGAUUUGUUGCUGGUCUCUCCUCCCCAAUGACAGCUCGGGGCCUGGAGGAGUUUCUGGGUCCAUUUCUUCAUCAAACAACCUGCCGGGUGAUUGACUGGGUGAAAGAGGAAGUUAAACGCCAGAUUGGAAAAGCAAGGAGUGAAGCUGGUAAAAGGAGCCUCCUGAACACAUUGCACUACCUGUUUGAGUCUCAGAAUCGUGGACUGGCUCAGGCUACACUGGGAUCUGUGGAAAAUCUUUCAUUCAGUGAAAUGUCACGGACCCCGAUUGACUGCGCGGUCCUGGCCCAUGUCAUCGGAUUCUGUGAUACAAUAAUAAACCUCGAUCUGGCUGGCAGCCACAUUCAGUGUGAAGGAAUCCAGCGGCUGGGACCCGGGCUGCACAAGUGCCAGGAUUUGAGACUUGGGCGUAAUGAACUGGGAGAUUCUGGGAUGAAACCGGUGUCGGCGGCACUAAAGAACCCGGAGUGUAAAAUAGAGAAACUGCGGCUGGAGAAAGUUGGUCUCACAGAUUCUGGUGCCGAAGAUCUCGCCUCCGCUCUCAGUACAAACCCAUCAAUGUCGGAGCUGUACCUUGGUGAUAAUAAGCUGAGAGCUACCGGAGUUAAACUGAUGUCAGUGGGUUUGAGGAACCCGGAGUGUAAUUUACAGAAACUGCGGCUGGAGAGAGUCGGUCUCACACAAUCUGGUGCCAAGGAUCUAGCCUCCGCUCUCAGUACAAACCCAUCACUGACGGAGUUGCAACUGAGUGAUAAUGAACUGGGUGAUUCAGGAGUGAAACUGGUGUCUGCGGCUCUGAGGAACCCGGGGUGUAAAAUACAGAAACUGGUGCUGGACAAUGUCGGUCUCACAGAUUCUGGUAUCGAGGAUCUCGGCUGCGCUCUCAGUACAAAUUUAUCACUGACGGAGCUGGAUCUAGGAUGGAACUCUCUCACAGAUCGAUCUGUCCCCGGUCUCCGCCGCCUCAUACUGACUCUCCCCAGUCUGGUAUGGAUCCGGCUGGGUGGGAAUCAGUUCAGUGAGACCGGGAGGAAGGAACUGAGAUCUCUGCAGGAACCCAGACCCGGACUAAGAAGGCGCUGUUUCCGCCGGUUAUCCGCUUUCGAGACUCCCUGCGUGAGAUGGAGAAUUACGCGAGGAUGGCGGGUUUCAUUCUGGGACGCCAUUGAUGACAUUAAGAAAACCCUCGACUUUAUCUUUGAAGUGGUGAGCACCCUGAAAUCUGAUGUCGUGCAAAUCAAUGGGCCUUGUACGGACCACGAAAAGAGGCUGUGGUUCGCCGAGGACCUGACUGCAGCUGAUAAGUUUGCCCGACAGAAGCUGUGGCCGAUGGUGGAGGCGACUAGAAAAGAUGGGAAGCGUGCUUUGUUUGCUGGUACUCGAGCUUUCAUUGAUGGAAAAGAGAUCCGAGCAGAACUGUAA
Molecule: messenger RNA, 3225 nt
Organism: Hypanus sabinus (Atlantic stingray)
Lineage: Eukaryota; Metazoa; Chordata; Chondrichthyes; Myliobatiformes; Dasyatidae
Product: NACHT, LRR and PYD domains-containing protein 3-like
Exons: 12
Coding region: 1-3225 (1074 amino acids)
Cellular component (GO): cytoplasm
Molecular function (GO): protein binding
Source: RefSeq, a predicted model, not a curated record